CUUGUGGAGUGGCAUCAGUGGUCAUUCUGGUGAAGACAAGAUCAGUGUCAAGUUCAAACGCAGCUCUAGCGGUUCUUCUUCAUUUCUCUAGCGGUUUGUUGUUAGAUUUCCUUCCUCUAACACUUAUCUCUACGGGUUUGGUGAUAUCAACUUCUUGACAAGUUGCAAUAGUUGACCAGGAAACUCGAUAGUCGACAAUGUUGAUCGACAUUCGAUUAGUCGACUUUCGAUCAAUUUCACCACCAAUAAUCACACUUGUAAUUUGUUUGCUGGGAUUUCUGCAACCAGUUCAACCACAGAACCAGUGGUACCAGGAAGAAGAUAUACCCUACUACGUUCACCCAUGUAGCAAACAUGACCCCAACAUCAACCAAUGCUUCACGCAUGCUGCUAAUCAUUUGGCCAGGCAUUUUCAGAAAGGCAUCCCAGAGCUGGGCGUUGAAAAUGUAGAACCAAUUAACAUAGACGAAAUUUUCCUUGCAUUGGGGAAUGGGCCUGAUGGCUAUAGAGCAACAUUCAGAGAUGUAGAAGCUUAUGGAGUUAGUAAUCUCACAAUUACUGGAGUAAGGUCUGACUUGAACUCACUACAAUUCCAACUGAGUGUGUACAUACCUCGCAUAACCGCUAGAGCGCACUACCGCAGCUCAGGUGUCCUUAUAAUGGUGCAAGCCACAGGUGGUGGAGAUUACUGGGGUGAUUAUGAGGGUGUGAAAGCCAAGAUAUACUUCAGAGCAAGUGUUGAAGACGAUGAGGGAGUCAAAUAUUUAAAAUUAGAGGAUUUGAAAAUGGAUUUCAGUGUGAGAGACAUAAAAAUGGGCAUUCAAAACGUGCAUAACGGGAAUACCGUAUUGGAGGCAGCUCUCAAUCUAUUCAUCAACUCCAACGCUCAGGAUCUUCUGAGAGAAAUGAAACCCUCCAUUAAGAAAAAGCUGCUUGUCAACAUGCACAAUUUCAUUGAUAACUUAUUUGCACAGAUACCUUACAGCCAUUUUAUAACCGAAUAAACUUGUUCAAUAAAAAUAUUUAUCAUAAAUCAA
This is a messenger RNA of Nilaparvata lugens (brown planthopper), 1037 nucleotides long. RefSeq names its product protein takeout. Lineage: Eukaryota; Metazoa; Arthropoda; Insecta; Hemiptera; Delphacidae. The record is from RefSeq and is a predicted model, not a curated record.